Molecule: messenger RNA, 1506 nt
Organism: Mucor mucedo
Lineage: Eukaryota; Fungi; Mucoromycota; Mucoromycetes; Mucorales; Mucoraceae
Product: arsenical-resistance protein
Exons: 3
Coding region: 90-1325 (411 amino acids)
Biological process (GO): antimonite transmembrane transport; arsenite transport
Cellular component (GO): plasma membrane
Molecular function (GO): antiporter activity; arsenite transmembrane transporter activity; antimonite transmembrane transporter activity
Source: RefSeq, a predicted model, not a curated record
GUAACACUCCCCCCAAAAAAAAAUAAGAAUACUUAAACGUUUUUGAUCUGUUCUUCUUUCUUCUACUCUUCUUUCGCUCCAAUUCUAAAAUGUCAAUCCACUAUAAAACAGAAGAACCCAAAGAUAUUAAAAGUGAGGAGAAGCAAGAGGCUUGUUACAAGACAGAUGAUUGCAAAUUCGAUUACUGUAGUGUUCAGCCUACCACCGAGACAGACAAUAAGCAAGAAGAUGUACAAGAGACAGCUUUGCUCAGGAAAUUAGGUUUUCUGGAUCGCUUCCUUUUGGUAUGGAUCUUACUGGCCAUGAUUAUCGGUGUAGUUAUUGGCUAUUAUGCUCCUAAUGUUCAAGAAUCUUUUCAGACAGUUCAAUUUGGAUCCGUCUCUGUACCUAUUGCGAUUGGCUUGCUGGUAAUGAUGUACCCUGUUUUAUGUAAAAUACAGUACGAAAGAAUGCACAUUAUUUUAAACGACAGGAGAGUUUGGAUUCAAAUCCUGAUUUCCAUCAUCAUUAAUUGGAUUAUUGGUCCUAUUGUUAUGACUGCUCUAGCAUGGGCUACACUUUUUGAUUUGCCUGGGUUCCGUACUGGUGUAGUUAUGGUUGGCCUUGCAAGAUGCAUUGCUAUGGUUCUUAUUUGGAAUACGCUUUCUGGCGGAGACCCAGAUUACUGUGCUAUUCUGGUGGCUAUUAACUCUAUACUCCAAAUUGCUCUCUUUUCUCCUUACGCCGUCCUAUUUAUUAAUAUUGUGCCAUCCUGGUUUGGUGCUCCUUUGGAUAAUACGAUCCAUGUAGAAAUUUGGCCUGUCGCUCAAUCCGUAUUGAUCUAUCUUGGUAUUCCGCUUGUGGCUGGAUGCAUCACACGUUUUACACUUCGCUGGGCAAAAGGUGACACAUGGUACAACACUGUCUUUUUGCCACAUUUCGGUCCCCUGGCCCUGGUAGGACUUAUUUACACCAUUAUUGUUAUGUUUGCCAAUCAAGGCCAUCAUAUCAUUGACAACAUUGGAUCUGUCUUCCGAGUUGCUGUACCACUCUUCUGCUAUUUUAUUAUCAUGUUCUUUGUGACAUUUUUCAUUUUAAAGAGUGUAUUCCAUUUCCCUUAUGAGAUGGUGGUGACUCAAUCUUUUACAGCCGGCAGUAAUAACUUUGAAUUGGCUAUUGCAGUCGCAGUGGGUACGUAUGGUAUUAACUCGGAGCAAGCCUUAGCCGCCACUAUUGGCCCAUUAAUUGAGGUGCCUGUGUUGGUCAUUUUGGUUUAUAUCACACUUUAUCUUAAAAAGAAAUUAAGUUGGAAAAAGAAUAUAGUUGAUCUUGAAGCGUCCAAGUAGAAAAAAAUAAAAUUACAUCAUUGGUUACAUAUGCCCAGUUGUACACAUAACAAAAUGACGUGAUGAAAUGAUAUGCCGGAUUGCCUUUUGUGUGUAACAAAUGUUUGUCUUUUACACGAAAAUGCCUUUUUUUGAAAAAAAAAAAUAAAAUAAAAUAAAAUAAAAAAAAUAAAAUAAAAAA